UCUUGUUCUAAAAGCAAAAUUAAUUUCGCCGCCGAAUUCCAAUCCACCUCCGGCAAACUUCGUAAUGGUGAGAACCAGAAUGAUUUCAAAAAGUUGCCCUAGUUGUGAACAGCAAGUGGCCAUUGCCUCCAAACGGUGCUCGUGCGGAUAUUCGUUUAAUGGUCGCCAAGCAAACAGUGCAUACGUUCCACCUGCCAAUGUAGGCCGACCGAAAGGAAGUAAAAAGGGUAAACCUACAGCGGCCGAAACACGGAAAGCAGCAGCAGUGGUCUCUGCCGCACAGGUUCAACGACGGAGGACCGGCAGAGUGCGGCGUGAGAAACCCAAUUAUUACGACUCCCUGCAGUAUGAAAAGAAAAAGAAAAAAACUAAGAAACCUACCAGGUCAGCACUAUUCAAAGGGAAGGAGGGAAAACAAACGCAACUGAUUAGCACCAAAGAAACGCAAGUUUCUCGGGCCAAUCGGCAUGCACAGCGAAGGGCUAAGAAAGAGGAAAUCGACGGCGGGGGAGAUUUAGCUGCUAAGAUGCCGAUGGAUAAGCAGGAAAUCGCAGCACUGAUUCUAUCGGAGAUAAAUCGGAAAAUGGGUUCAGUCGUGUGGAAACAACCAUGAUGUAAUAAACAAUAGUUAGUAGCUAGGUUAUUGUACUAAAUGUAGGAGUAUGUUUGUCCUGCAAUAAUUUAUUGACUGUGUGAGGAUAAAAAUUUGAACUCUUUUAAGUUUACAUAAUUGGUCGCGAGUGGAAUGCAUGAAAUUCGUUUAUUUAACGGCAAAACUCCGAAAG
Messenger RNA from Ochlerotatus camptorhynchus, 785 nucleotides. RefSeq names its product UPF0547 protein C16orf87 homolog. NCBI's taxonomy places the organism in Eukaryota, Metazoa, Arthropoda, Insecta, Diptera, Culicidae. The record is from RefSeq and is a predicted model, not a curated record. The transcript has 4 exons. The coding region runs from base 65 to 613 and encodes 182 amino acids.